Molecule: messenger RNA, 1921 nt
Organism: Hemicordylus capensis (graceful crag lizard)
Lineage: Eukaryota; Metazoa; Chordata; Lepidosauria; Squamata; Cordylidae
Gene: ORC5
Product: origin recognition complex subunit 5
Exons: 16
Coding region: 298-1647 (449 amino acids)
Biological process (GO): DNA replication initiation; DNA replication
Cellular component (GO): nuclear origin of replication recognition complex; nucleus
Molecular function (GO): DNA replication origin binding
Source: RefSeq, a predicted model, not a curated record
GCUGCGGAGCCUGUCAGUCAGGCGGGGGGAGGCAGCCCUGAACGCCUCAUCGGCCAAUCAGGAGGAGGAAGGGAUGUUGCUUCUCCGUCCCUCCUCUUCUGACUUGUUGCGGAAGCUGAGGGCGAGUUCUUCGCUUGGGACUCAAUGGCGCGGCAGUGAGUGAAGAGUCAAGCGCGAAACGUGAGCGAUCCUCCAGAGGCAUGGCGCGACACUUCUUCUGCUGGCCAGAAAUUGGAUUUUCCUUGCAUCCUUGCUGCUGCCAGUUGAGAGCAUUUAACCACAGAAACAGACAUUAAGAUGCCUAUUUUCAAACACCCGGAGUAUCCAGAAGCAACGUUGCUUCGCUUGGAAAGCAUGGUGCCUUGUCGAGAAUCUCAAGUAUCCACCUUGUUGUCCAUCUUUGGAGAGCGUCAGCAUUUUAGCUUCCCAUCUCUUUUCAUCUAUGGACACACAUCCAGUGGGAAGACUUAUGUGAUGCAGACUCUUCUGAAAACUUUAGAGUUACCUCAUGUGUUUGUGAAUUGCAUUGAAUGCUUCACUUCAAGACUGCUUUUGGAAGAUAUUUUGAGACAGCUGCAACACCUUUCCUCGAAGAAAGAAGAUCCUCCUCCUCCUCCUCUAUCCUGUGAUACGUUCAAUGAUUUCAUACGUUUACUUAAACAAGCAACAAUGUCACCUGAUCUAAACAAUCAAACUUUAUAUGUUGUUUUGGAUAAUGCAGAGAAGCUGAGAGAAAUGGAAGCAAACCUCUUGCCAGGCUUUCUUAGACUCCAAGAAUUGACGGAGAGGAAUGUAACUCUGGUUCUUCUUAGUGAAAUUGUGUGGGAUCUUCUUCGUCCAAAUACCGGAUGCCUUGAGCCAUUGCCUUUGUAUUUUCCAGACUACAGCAUAGGACAUCUGCAAAAGAUUCUCUCUCACGACCAUCCUCCAGAGUAUUCUUUUGACUUUUAUGCUGCGUAUAUAAAUAUUCUGCUUGGUGUCUUCUAUCCCGUCUGCAGGGACCUGAAGGAGCUCCGACAUCUGGCUGUGCUCAAUUUUGCUAAAUAUUGUGAGCCUGUGGUCCAAGGAGAAGCAAAUGAACGUGACACACGGCAGCUUUGGAAAAAUAUUGAAUCCCACUUGAAAAAAGCCAUGCAGACUGUUUACCUGCGGGAAAUAUCAAGUUCCCAGUGGGAACGAUUACAGCAAGAUGAUGGAGAACCUGGCCAACUAAAAGGACUUUCAGCCCAUGCUCAUGUAGAACUUCCUUAUUACUCGAAGUUCCUGCUAAUAGCUGCAUACUUAGCUUCUUACAACCCUGCCAGAACGGAUAAGAGGUUCUUUGUUAAGCAUCAUGGAAAAAUUAGGAAGACGAACUUCCAGAAAAAACAUGAAAAGACCAGCAAUCACCUCCUUGGACCAAAGCCAUUCCCUCUGGACAGACUGUUGGCAAUAUUGUACAGCAUUGUUGACAGCAAAGUUGCACCAAAUGCAAAUAUAUUUUCCCAGAUCACUUCCCUUGUGACGCUACAGCUUUUAACCUUGGUAGGCCACGAUGACCAGCUCAACGGACCAAGAUACAAAUGCAAUGUGUCUCUAGAUUUCAUCAGAGGAAUUUCUAGGACUGUGAACUUUGACAUAAUAAAGUACUUGUAUGACUUUUUGUGAAGGCCAUAUGGACACUGUGACGACGACUAAGGAAACUACAGAAACAAAAAUAGAAGGGAAGAUAGGAAUAGUUCCUGACAAUACAAGAGCAAACAUCAUCUUAUCUCUAUACAAAGCCAGUAACGGAAACUCCAAAAAUAUCAGCAAACGAAGAAUGGGAACAGAGCUGAGAUAUAAAGCACCUCGUACUAUGCAAAUUCUGUUUGCACCAUCCAUCCAUAUUAAGCAAAACCCAUGUAAUAUUAUAUUACCAAAUAAAAAUAACUUGAUAACA